AUGCUUCAGGAUCUACUUCCCGAAAUGAUUCAGACCACCAUUCGUUCAGCUUUCAACUCACAAUUUGAAUCGAAUAUCCUGGACAGCUGUCAAAAUAGCGACAAACUCGAGAAUGGAAAAUCCUCUCUUUGUUCGAAUACAAUUCCUGCGUCCAUUGAUAUUGGUGGCGGAGGUCCUGUGAUUCCGCCAACAAUUUUUCCUAUGCCCAAUAAUUUUACCCCUUCAUCCGUUCCUUCUUCUUCGUUAACCUUCGAAUCUAAUGAUCUUACGGGGUUGUUAAACUCAUUUCUAAGUAAAUCUCUCAAUACCGAUUCCUCAAAUUUGCCUAGUCUUCCUCCCCUGACACCUCCAAGGCCUUUGAAAGAUGAGGAAAACAAGAGCGGUUUUGACGACGAUGGGAGUGGAGAAGGAGAUGAGGCUUCAUCCUCUUUCCUUCUCCCCUUGGUGCCGUCGCCACCACGCUCCACCGGAACUCGGUCCGAAGUUAGCUCCCUCCUUUCUAGCGAGGUGAUGGCUCAGAUUGAAGAUCAAAUUAUGUCCCCCUCCUUUAUGAACGAACGACGGAAGCAGUACUGGCAGAUAUACCUCAAUUCCAAGGAAUGGACUCGGGCAACCUGUGCGCUCAUGUCUUGUCUCUUCACUCGAACCCAAAUGGCAAAUUCCACUGUCUUAGGAAGGUCUUCACAAGUUGGUGGUGGGAUUAGAAAUCGGCUUCCUUCAGCAUUUGUUCAUUACAUUGUUACUAAAAUCAACCAGCGCUUUGGUGUGAAUCCCGUCAAAAUUCGUGCUAGAAUGGCCCAGAAAUGCAAGGAUUUGCGUCGUUGA
Molecule: messenger RNA, 825 nt
Organism: Rodentolepis nana
Lineage: Eukaryota; Metazoa; Platyhelminthes; Cestoda; Cyclophyllidea; Hymenolepididae
Source: the annotation of a GenBank genome assembly